AUGAUGAAAAGUAAAAAUAAAAACAAAAAAGUAUCCUUUUACGAGCCAAGUAUUAAUAAGAAUACUGAAGAAAAUGAAAAACAUGAAUUUAGUGAAACCCUUUUUGAAAAUGAAGAUGAUAAUGAUAUAAAUGGGCAUUCAAAUGAUAUUAGCGAAGAAGAUAUGUCAUAUAUGUUAAAAAAUUUUAAUCCCUUAGAUUUUGGUAUUAAAGAUAAAUUAACAGAAAGUGAAAAAAAAAUUAUUAUUCGUGAAAUUUUUGGAAUAACCUGUGCAAAUACUUCGUCAGAAUAUAAUGAGGACGAUAAAAACGAAGAAAAAAAUGAAAAUGUUAAAAUUAAAAAAGUUCGCAAUAAUAUCAUAGUAAAGGAUUUCACCUCUGGCGAUAAUAUCCAAAACGAUAUAAAUGACGAUAAAAUUGGUGGUAAAAAAAAAAAAAAAAAAAAAAAAAAAAAUAAUGAUAAUUUUUCAUAUUUAGAUGGAGAUUGUUAUUUUCCCAAUGAUGGGUAUGACUAUGAACAACAUUUAAAACCUAUAAGCAAUAAUUUUGUAGAAAUAAAAACAAAAAGUGAAAAUAAAAUUUUUGAAAUUAAACCAAUUGAUGAAGAAGAAAAGGAAUUGUUUAAAACAUUUGAAGCUGAUAAUUAUGAAGAGUUAAAUGAUAAUUUUGUUUAUGAAGCUCAAAAUGUUGAAGCCAUAGAAAAAUUACAUGUUGACAAUAAAUUAAUAUGGGGAAAUCCGGAAUCAUUUCUUUUUAUAUCCAAUAAUAAUAUAUGUUCUACACAAAUUGGAGAUGACGAUUGUGAAGAAGUUAUUUCCGAUUUUGAAAAUGAUAACUAUGAUGCAUUUGAUAAAUCAGAAAAAAAUAUUGAAAAUACUAAUGCAAUAGUACAUGAUAACAAUAGUACUAGGUAUAUCCAAUCAGAUGAAGAUAAUGAUAAGGGAUUGUCAUGUGAAAAUGCAAAAAAUUUCAAAACGAUAACUUUUGAUGAAAAAAUGAAUUAUGGUAUUGAGAAUAAAAUAAAACGUGAAAAAAAUGAUGAUUCCAUAAAAUUAAGCGAUUUAAUAAAUUUGGAAUUAAAAAAAGUAAAUGCUAGCGCAAAUGAUAACACAAAUGAAAUAAAAAGAAUUAUGAAAAAAAAUAAAAAAAUAAAAAAUAAAAAUACACAAAAUAUAGAAAAUAUUGUUAUAAAUAUAAAUGAUAAUGAUAAAGAAAAAAUACUUAAAAUUGUUGAUAUUCAAAAUGAUGAAAUAGUAGUAAACCCUGAUAUUUCGAGUUCCUAUUUCUCUGAUGACGAUUCAUUUUCUUAUGAUUGCCAAACAAUUUUAACAACAAAAACAAAUACAACAAAUCAUCCAAGUAAAUUGAUAAUUCCAAAGAAUCUAAAAUUUAAUCAAAUUCUAAAUAAAAAAACCUUUAAUACAAAUUUCGAGACUAAGGAAAAACCAAAUGAUACUGUGAACAAACUUGAACGUUAUUUGAUACUUGAUCAAAUUAAAACGAAAAGAGAUAAAAAUGAAACCCCAGAGGAAAAGCGGGAACGAAAAAAAUCAGUUAAAGAAGCUCAGCGAUUAAAUAGAAAAUUAAAGAAAGAAAAUUCAUUAAUUAUGAAGAAUGAAAAGAAAUUGAUGAAUAAAAAUGUUAACCCAUUUGAUAUUCGAGACAAUGUAAAAUAUAUUAAAUUGUAA
Molecule: messenger RNA, 1686 nt
Organism: Plasmodium berghei ANKA
Lineage: Eukaryota; Apicomplexa; Aconoidasida; Haemosporida; Plasmodiidae
Product: conserved protein, unknown function
Exons: 3
Coding region: 1-1686 (561 amino acids)
Biological process (GO): ribosomal small subunit export from nucleus; ribosomal small subunit biogenesis
Cellular component (GO): nucleus; cytosol; preribosome, small subunit precursor
Source: RefSeq, a predicted model, not a curated record